AAGAUGUCAGCUAAGCGUGGAGUGGAGUUUUUAAAAUCUAUUGCUGAAUAUUAUGGAAAAGCUGGCGGCCAUGAUUCCCUCACCAAUGUGUUCAAAGUGACAGGUGGUGGCGAUGGCCGUUGUAUUGGUGAAUUUCGUGUAGCAAAAUCCCAUUUAAAUGCAGCCGGUACCCUGCAUGGUGGAUUUAUUGCAACCAUAGUCGAUCAUGUUACAAGUUAUGCUCUAAUGUCGGCCGAUUCACAUCCUGGCACAAGUGUCGAUCUGCGCGUUAGCUAUAUGUCACCAGCCAAGGAAAAUGAUGAUGUAAUUGUCGAUGCCAAAACAUUAAAGGUGGGCAAAUCUAUGGCAUUUAUUGAUUGUGUUCUAAAGAGAAAAUCAGAUGGUUCGAUUAUUGCUCAGGGUGGACAAACGAAAUAUGUUAAUUUUAAAAAAUAAA
Molecule: messenger RNA, 436 nt
Organism: Musca vetustissima
Lineage: Eukaryota; Metazoa; Arthropoda; Insecta; Diptera; Muscidae
Product: acyl-coenzyme A thioesterase 13-like
Exons: 2
Coding region: 4-435 (143 amino acids)
Molecular function (GO): fatty acyl-CoA hydrolase activity
Source: RefSeq, a predicted model, not a curated record